Molecule: messenger RNA, 924 nt
Organism: Pan troglodytes (chimpanzee)
Lineage: Eukaryota; Metazoa; Chordata; Mammalia; Primates; Hominidae
Gene: FABP12
Product: fatty acid binding protein 12
Exons: 8
Coding region: 437-859 (140 amino acids)
Molecular function (GO): lipid binding
Source: RefSeq, a predicted model, not a curated record
AUUCUUCCUGGUAGCAGAACAAGAACUUCGGACCUGCCAAAUGAGAAACUGAAGACAGAAUUGCUAAGUCACCUGCUCCCUUCAGAACUCUGCAGAAUCAGUCUGUUUCUUCUAGAUGCUAUCUCUUGGAGCCAGUGUUGAAAGGCUGGAAUUUUUCAUGGUUACUGCAUCAAAAAGCACAGAUUUAACAUCUCACAAAAUGACAGCAGAACAUGAGGAAUUCCGUGUAUUAUUUUGAUUUGUCUGAAUCACAUGAUUGCUCAGAAGCAGACAGCACCAGCAAGCCAGCACUCAACCCUAAGACCAGCCUUCAGUGAGCAGUCUGCUGAAAUUCUAAAACAGAAAUUGUAUUAAAAAUAAAUUCCCAUACUACUUCAGGGAAAACCAGCAUACACAUGAAACUACUGUUCUCUGAGAUCAACUUAUCUCAGACAGAAUGAUUGACCAGCUCCAAGGAACAUGGAAGUCCAUUUCUUGUGAAAAUUUCGAAGAAUACAUGAAGGAGCUGGGUAUAGGAAGAGCCAGCAGGAAACUGGGCCGUUUGGCAAAACCCACUGUGACCAUCAGUACAGAUGGAGAUGUCAUCACAAUAAAAACCAAAAGCAUCUUUAAAAAUAAUGAGAUCUCCUUUAAGCUGGGAGAAGAGUUUGAGGAAAUCACGCCAGGUGGCCACAAAACAAAGAGUAAAGUAACCUUAGAUAAGGAGUCCCUGAUUCAAGUUCAGGACUGGGAUGGCAAAGAAACCACCAUAACGAGAAAGCUGGUGGAUGGGAAAAUGGUGGUGGAAAGUACUGUGAACAGUGUUAUCUGUACACGAACAUACGAGAAAGUAUCAUCAAACUCAGUCUCAAACUCUUAAGGCUUUCUCAAGCUGUCCUCCAAACUACUGAGGUUGUUUAAAUAAAACUCCAAAGUAAAAUAUUA